AUUUAAUCCAAUCGAAUUUGGUCACUAGGCCUGCCUUCUUACGACAUGGGUUUGCAAUGGGAGCAGCAGCGUCAGGAUAGGAUGCAAGUGUUGGCCGGACAUGGAGAUAGGCAGAGGCGGGGCUGAUCCGAGAGGAGGCUUCAUGUCACCUGAACGCAUCAUGUCUCGGCUGAUAGGUGAGUGCAAAGCUCCCUAACCCUCAACGUGUUUUCUACACAGAAGGUAACUAUUCCAUCGAUCUUUAUUUUCAUGUUGGCAUUAUGAGAAGUAACCAAAACAUGUCUGGGACAAUUGUUGCAAUGGUUAUCGUGAAUUCAUAUAACAUUUUAAAUCGUAGGCCUAUAUUGUCCAAUCAAAAGGAUCAAUAGGAUAUUUUUUCUUUAAAUUAAAUGAUAGAAUGUUUAUCUGGAUUGCUUAUUUUUGACCAUCUGUCAAAUAAAAUAGAACAAAAGACUACAUCAAAAUCGGUAUUGUUCAAGAUACAGUAUGAUUAUUAACCUAUUAUUACCACUCAAAUGUUUUUGCAACUUCCUUAUACCUCAUAAACAGAAAUUAAGCCAAUGAUUAUUCUAUCAUUUAAUCUGUAAAAAAAAUUCUACAUAUCACGUUUAGUCUAAAAAGUUGGUAAAUAAAAGUAUAAAAUAUCAUGCACAAAAUACUAAGAUAUACUGAAGUAUAAGUAGUAAUACCACAUUUAAAAACGACUUAAUUACAAGUAAAGUCCUGCAUCUAAAAGUAGUCUAAAAGAUUAUUAGCAUCAUAAUUUAUUUUAAAUAGGGCAAAGUUGCUGUUCUUGACAAAUCAAAAUGUGUUUUACAAUGUAAACAUGACAGGAAGAAGACCAAAGAUAAUUUUCAUUAACCUCCUAAAUUGCACUUCUAUAUUCAGAACAGCAUCUCUCUUUCUGGUGAUAUAAUCAACUGUUUUAAACCUUUCUGUGAAAUAAUCAUUUAGUUCACAAAGUCCAAACUGAGUCAAACUCUCAAGUAUGUUGGGCCAGAUUUAAGUAGAAAGAAAAUGCUAUUUAUUUAUUAAAGUCAGGAUUUUGUUAAUGUUGGAUGUGUGCUUGCAAUACCUCUCCUAUCUCCAUACAGGUGAUCCAUGCAGUACAUUUUAAGUACAUGUUUUCGAAGAAGUUUCUACCCUUUGCCCAGUUCAAGCAAACGUUAUAAAAGCAGAUAUCAGUCAGGGUCAAAUGUCUGCCAGUCGUCACAUGUCAUCUGCAAAUGGAGAACAGGGUUGUCUUAAAGGUCAGCUUGAAUCUCACCAUGAGAGUGGGAUUGGAAGUCAUUUUGAGCCGGACUACAGAGACAAAUCUGCUGACAAGUGGAACUGGAUCAGGCCUGAUGUGCCCAGCAGAUGUACCUGGAGCCUGGAUACACUCAUUUCAGAGUCUCCACACAGCCUCCAAGCACGCAUGGAGCCCCCCAGCAUCCUCCCCAACAUCCUUGGAAAAAUUGGAGACACACCUCUGGUUCGUUUGAACAGAAUCCCUAAAGAGUUUGGACUCAAGUGUGAUAUUUUAGCCAAGUGCGAGUUCUUCAACGCAGGUGGCAGCGUGAAAGAUAGGAUCGCCGUGCGGAUGGUGGAAGACGCUGAGCGAGCCGGGAUCCUCAAACCAGGAGAUACAAUCAUCGAGCCCACCUCUGGCAACACAGGUCUCGGCCUCGCCCUCACAGCUGCAGUGAAAGGCUAUCGCUGCAUCAUAACCAUGCCUGAGAGGAUGAGCAUGGAGAAGGAGGAUGUGCUGAGAGCUCUCGGGGCAGAAGUAGUGCGCACACCUUCUGCUGCUGCCUUCGACUCCCCAGAGUCUCACAUAAUCAUGGCAUGGCGUCUGAAGAGCCAGAUACCCAACUCACACAUCCUGGACCAAUAUCGUAAUGCCAGCAAUCCUCUGGCUCACUACGACACCACAGCUGAAGAGAUACUGGAGCAGUGUGGUGGGAAAUUGGACAUGUUGGUGGCAGGAGUUGGCACAGGCGGGACACUAACUGGUGUUGCUCGGAAGUUGAAGGAGAGGUGCCCCAAUGUCAAGAUAGUUGCUGUGGGUCCGGAGGGCUCCAUUCUGAUUGGAUCAAAUGAAAAUAAGACUUCUUAUGAAGUGGAAGGCAUUGGAUACGACUUUAUCCCAACAGUGUUGGACAGAUCUCUUGUUGACAUGUGGUAUAAAUCGACUGAUAUGGAGACGUUUACCAUGUGUCGCAAGCUGAUCAGAGAAGAGGGCCUUCUUUGUGGUGGCAGCUCUGGCUCGGCCAUGGCAGCAGCAGUGAAGAUGGCUCAGCAGCUGGAGGAGGGACAGCGCUGCGUGGUCAUCCUGGCAGACUCUGUCCGCAACUACAUGUCAAAGUUCCUGAAUGACAAUUGGAUGUGUGAAAAGGGCUUCCUCAGCCCAGAUGAGCCAAUGGACCUCAAACCCUGGUGGUGGAACAUGACGGUCCAGUGUCUGAAGCUCUCUGCCACCUUCACUGUGUUACCGUCUGUGUCCUGCCAGAAAACCAUCGAGAUCCUGAAGGAAAAAGCCUUCGACCAGGCCCCAGUCGUCGAUAAGUCAGGGUAUAUCUCUUCAAAAGAAUGUUUGAUUGUUUUCAUACACAACUUUGUUUUUAUCUG
Molecule: messenger RNA, 2610 nt
Organism: Notothenia coriiceps (black rockcod)
Lineage: Eukaryota; Metazoa; Chordata; Actinopteri; Perciformes; Nototheniidae
Product: cystathionine beta-synthase-like
Exons: 12
Cellular component (GO): cytoplasm
Molecular function (GO): cystathionine beta-synthase activity
Source: RefSeq, a predicted model, not a curated record